Messenger RNA from Toxotes jaculatrix (banded archerfish), 1362 nucleotides. RefSeq names its product M protein, serotype 2.1-like. NCBI's taxonomy places the organism in Eukaryota, Metazoa, Chordata, Actinopteri, Toxotidae. Bases 1 to 1362 code for a protein of 453 amino acids. The transcript has 11 exons. Gene Ontology annotation, molecular function: protein binding. The record is from RefSeq and is a predicted model, not a curated record.
AUGAGGGUUGUUUUACUCGUUGUGCUCGGCUGCUGCCUGUCUGAGGCUAACAUCCUGGGGCAGAGGUUCACUGCUAUCACAUAUAGUCAAGAUGAGCCUGCUGAAGUAGAUAGCUUCACUCUGCUCAGAGAGAUGACGGCUUUUUUGGAUGAUCAGAGAAAUGAGCUGCAACAGACCAGAGAGCAACUGGUACAGCUUCAGAAAGUGCAGGAACAGACAGUUGCUGACAGCCUGAUUGAGGAACUACGGAAACAGGUGGAUGCUCUGAGGAAAGGCUUUACAGACCAUGAAGCCAGGCUCAGAGUUGCUGAGAUGCAGGAAGAGGAACAGAGGAAGCAGGUGCAGCAAGUUGUGCGGCAGUACACCGAACUGGAGGCCAGACUGAACGCCAGUGAUCUGGAGGGCCAAAGCAAACGAGUGGAACAACUCCAGAAGGAAAGUAAAGAGUUGAACGGCAGACUGACAGAGCUGGGAAAUAAGCUUGGAGAUGCGGAUGCAGAAGUAAAGGCACUGCAGGCAGCUGAUCAAGAACUAGAGGCCAGACUGAAUGUCACUGAUGUGCAGGCAGAGACGCAAAGAGCCCUAAUGGCACAAAUACAGAUGGAAAUUAAAGAGUUCGAGUCCAGACUGGAGACUAGUGAGAGUCUAGAGAAGGAGUUGGCCGCCCGGCUGGGAAAUACAGAGACAGAGGUGGAGAUGCUGAAGACUGCUGAUCAAGAGUUCAAGUCCAGAUUAGAAGGCCUGGCUAAGGAAAUGAACACACGCCUUGGAGUCACUGAGACGAAACUGGAGGCACUGGAGAGAAUAAAUAAAGAGCUGGAAGCCAAACUGGAGACAAGUCAUGUUGUGCAAGAGGACCUGAAGAAUAAGGUUAACCAAACAGCUGCUGCAGUAGAAGAGGUGAAAACAACAAUGACCGAAGAUAAAGUGGCUUUCUCAGCUGCUUUGGAAGAGAACCAAAUGCAUCUUGGGCCAUUUAACACUGAGACCACUCUCGUCUACAAGAAAGUCAUCACUAACGUUGGUGACAGCUAUAAUCCCACAACAGGAGUCUUCACAGCACCAGUCAGCGGAGUUUAUCACUUCACCUUCUACUCUCAUGCUAACGGUGGAAACCCUGGCUUUUUACUGUUGUACAAGAACGGCGAGGCAGUUGUGGGCACUGCUGAACACCCAACCACCUCCGAUGUCACUGAUAACGGUUCGAAUGGAGUAGUGCUGCUUCUUCAGAAAGGAGACCAGGUUGAUGUGCACAUGGAAGCCAAGUCCUGGGUCUGGGCAGACAGCAAACGCAACCUCUGUACCUUCACUGGUAUUCUGCUCUACAGUGUGCCCAAUGACGUGCCCAAAGCUAUUCUGUAA